AUGGCCGCCAAGCUAAGGCCAGAGAGAGGGAACACGGGCAGCCAUCCACACUCUCACUCCCAGGAGACCUUUGACCGGCUCUGCUCGAGCCUAUGCAAUAUACUAUGUGACAGCGGAAUGUCAUAUCUUCGAGAUUGGAUUCGUCCUGUGACCCGCCAGCGCCAUUAUGGACUCCCACUGCAGACCUUCAAAGCGGCCAUCCAGCCACGUAAGCAUCGACGACCGCAAAGGCGGGAAUCGGACCCAAGCAAAGCGGGCGCAUGCACCCGCUCCUACACUCACAGGAGCGAGACAGCCACUCAACCCCAAAGUCCAAGCAACAUACCCAAACACAGACUCCCAGACCAGCACGUAACCACGCUGCCCUCCAGGGCUAAAGCGGAGCAUCACGCUGCGGCACAGGAGAAAACUAAGCCGAACCCAGCUGGAGCUGAGCCCUCACCAAGGGAAUCCAUGGCAGCCACAGAGACUACCUACCUAACAUGGCCCGCAUGCGGGGUCAGCUGA
Messenger RNA from Pelobates cultripes (western spadefoot toad), 507 nucleotides. NCBI's taxonomy places the organism in Eukaryota, Metazoa, Chordata, Amphibia, Anura, Pelobatidae. The record is from the annotation of a GenBank genome assembly.